AUGGAGAAGCUGGCGAAUGGUAAUGGUUGGCGGAUGGAGCUCAUUACAGAACCGUGGUUUCCGAAGGUGAUUCAGCAUCUGCGCCAAACGUUCUUUGCCGACGAGCCCCUCAACAAGGCCGUCAGUCUUUGUCACCCCGGCCACGGGCAUACGCUACUGGAGAGGCACAGUCUCUCGAGUCUGCAUGAUGGCAUCAGCGCCAUGGCGGUCACCAACAAUGGCGAGAUCGCUGGCGUCGUCGUGAACGGGAUACUCCAUGGAAACGCAGACACGGGCCGUGCCCUAGAAAAGCUUGCCGAAACGGACGACGACAAGUUUCGCAAGAUUUUCACCCUACUGUACGAGGAAAACCUUAAGAUUGAUCUGUUUAAGCAAUUUUCGGUGGAGCAAAUUUUUGAAAUCCGCAUCCUGUCGGUAGAUUCCAAAUUCCGUGGUCAAGGGUUGGCCAAAGCGUUGAUGAGAAAGAGCGAAGAAAUUGCUCGCGAUAAUGGCUUUCGGGUGAUGAAAACCGAUGCAACAGGAUUGUUUUCGCAGCGCGUGGCAAGCUCACUAGGGUUCACUGACCGCCACGAGGUCAAGUACGAUGAGUAUCUCGACGAGCACGGCCGCCCAGUGUUUCACGUGGGAGCGCCUCAUGAUCGUUUGAAGAUCAUGUACAAGACACUAGGUUAA
Anopheles cruzii is the source of this 672-nucleotide messenger RNA. Its product is annotated as arylalkylamine N-acetyltransferase 1-like. Gene Ontology annotation, molecular function: N-acetyltransferase activity. Bases 1 to 672 code for a protein of 223 amino acids. The record is from RefSeq and is a predicted model, not a curated record. The transcript has 4 exons. NCBI's taxonomy places the organism in Eukaryota, Metazoa, Arthropoda, Insecta, Diptera, Culicidae.